AUUUCAUCAUCACAAGCCAGAUAAAUGUUGAGUAGCUAUUAACCUCUCUCAUGUGGUAGAGAUUUUGGUUCAACACGAUGAUGAAUGAACGAAUUCUAAAAAUUAGACUAGGGUUAACAUAAUAAUAUAACACCAUGCCAAGUUGUACUGAGAUGUGUUCAGUUCUAAAUAUAUUCAUAGUCAAAGGAAUGUUGACCUUGCUCUAUAUAUACCAGAUUUAAUGGUAAAUACUUCUAGUUAUUGCAUCAUUGUUUACUGGCAAUAGAACCGCCAGAAUUACGCAUUUAAUUUGCUAGGAAGGUGUGUACUUUAUCGGAUGUGUUAUGCUUCUCACUGUGAAACUAGUUUAUAAGAGGAUAGUAAUGAAAUCAGUGAACAUUUUGCAAUAUUUAAGUUAAAGUUAAAUUAAUAGUACAUUAAAUUCUUUUAUUGUUUGAUUAUUGAACCUUCAUAGUUGUGUACCUGGACUUUGACUGUAGAUAUAACCCGUUUUACCAACAUUUAUCAGCGUAUCAGAGAAAGGCAUUGUGUUACAUUGAGUAAUGACAACAGUGAUUGAACUCAAGGAUCAGUAAAUUUACAGAUUUUGUUUAUCUGGGACGACUCGAUUAUUAAUUUAAAUCAUGCCUACACCAAAUGUAGACACCAGUAACAACGGUCCGGUUGUAAAUAAUAGCGAUUCGUUAGAGGAUGAUCAGAAUACAGAAGAGCAGAAAGAAGUAAAUUGUGAUAUAAAAGAUGAAUUUUGUGAUCCUGAAAAUCCCAAGCCUAUUAAAUUCCAAGAUGUAAGUGCUGCAGCUUUCAAAAUUAAAGGCGGGAUCCAAAAGACUCCAUGUACCAUAUCUCGCAUGUCAAAUUUCACUGGAAUUCAAAUUUAUUUCAAGAAGGAGUUCCUGCAAUACACUGGAAGUUUUAAAGAAAGAGGUGCCAGAUACACGUUGUUAAUGCUAUCUAAGGAGGAACGUUCUCGUGGUGUCAUUGCUGCUAGUGCUGGAAAUCAUGCCUUAGCUCUUAGUUAUCAUGGUCAGCUGUUGAAUAUACCAGUAACUGUCAUAAUGCCCAGAAUAGCACCGAUUAUGAAAGUAACUGCAUGUGUUCAUUUUGGCGCCCAUGUUGUUGUUCAUGGAAACGAUAUAGGUGAAUCUAAGGAUCACGCUCUCCAGGUGGCCAAAGAAAAGAAUCUUAUUUACAUCAAUGGUUACGACCAUCCUCAUAUUUUAGCUGGUCAAGGAACAAUGGGAUUAGAAAUAGUCGACCAAGUUCCUGAUUUAGAUGCCUGUAUAAUUCCUGUUGGAGGUGGCGGGUUAAUUGCAGGAACGGCCUUGGCUAUCAAAAGCUUACACCCAGAUGUUCAGAUUAUCGGCGUCGAGUCUGAAAGAUGCGCCAGUUUUUCAACAGCCUUAGAAGCAGGUCAUCCGACAUACACCAAAGCUUCAUCAUCAAUAGCUGAUGGAUUAGCUGUACCUACAGUUGGUGUAAACGCUUUCGUUACAGCCAAACCUUUGAUUGAUAAAAUGGUUACAGUUAAAGAGGAAUAUAUAGCUUUGGCUAUUUUACGUCUAAUAGAAUUGGAGAAAGCUGUCGUAGAAGGUGCUGGUGCUAUUGGUUUAGCCGCCAUUUUACAGAAUCUUUUACCUGAGUUACAAGGGAAAAAGGUUGUGAUUGCUCUUUGUGGUGGUAAUAUUGAUACUACUGCUUUAGGUAGAGUUAUAGAGAGAGGUCUAGCUGCUGAUGGCAGAUUGAUAAGAUUUGUUGUAACUGUAACGGACAGACCUGGUGGUAUAGCUGAUCUUACCAGACUUAUAGCUGAUCUCGGUGUUAGUAUUAAAGAUAUCUUCCAUGAAAGAGCUUGGUUAAAAUCAGAUGUGUUUGCUGUUCAGGUGAAAUGUGUUGUGGAAACUAGAGACGCUGAACAUACAAAAGAACUAGAAAAUAUUCUCCGAAAGAAUUAUUCUAAAAUUGUUUGGGGUCCGGUCUAUUUUUGAAAUGCUUAGCCUUGUAUUUCUUUUUAAAGCAGUGAAUACUUUUGUUUGAUGAGAAAUUGGUUUUAUUUUUAUACCCAGAGUAACGAUUUGUCAAUUGGCUUACAGGAUUGUUCUACACAAUGGUGUAAAAUCAAUAUUUUCCAGUUUUAUUUUCCCUCUGAGAAAUUUGAUUGUAAUUAUAUACUUCAUUAUAUAAGGAUACGC
Messenger RNA from Lottia gigantea (owl limpet), 2189 nucleotides. RefSeq lists its product as hypothetical. Lineage: Eukaryota; Metazoa; Mollusca; Gastropoda; Lottiidae. Gene Ontology annotation, biological process: L-serine catabolic process; L-threonine catabolic process. Gene Ontology annotation, molecular function: L-serine ammonia-lyase activity; threonine deaminase activity. The coding region runs from base 624 to 1985 and encodes 453 amino acids. The record is from RefSeq and is a predicted model, not a curated record. The transcript has a single exon.